AUGAGAUUACAAACAGAACUCAACAUAGCUAACAAUGAAAUUAAAAACUUAAACGCAAUAAAUACAGAACUAAAUAAGAAAAAUCAGGAGCAAGAGAAAAUUAUAGAAUUAUACAAAACUAUAAAUGUAGACGAAUUAAAUCCUAGUAAAGUUCUAACUAACUCAUGUAUGUCAACCCCGCUCGGUAAUCAGUCUGAAAAAGUUAAGAGGUAUCACUCUGGCAAAAAAGAAUUUCCAUUGGCAGAAGACUGUAAUAAAAAACACAUUGCUACAAUACCCAUACAUGAGAAUAAAAGGGACUUCACCUCAAGAAACAACAUAAUCGAUACUUCAAAGCCUAUAAAUUAUACAGAGAAGCACACAUUUAACACUAAGCCAAACAUAUGUAUAAUCAGCGGUAUAAGUAACCACAAGCAAAUCUUCAAUAAUAAGAGACAAUAUGAUGGAGCAGAGCGCCGCAUACUAUCACUAUCGCACACCAGGUGGCGACAUAGACCAACUGUCACGUGGGUUGCAGGAGAAGCUAGCUAA
Molecule: messenger RNA, 531 nt
Organism: Parnassius apollo (apollo)
Lineage: Eukaryota; Metazoa; Arthropoda; Insecta; Lepidoptera; Papilionidae
Source: the annotation of a GenBank genome assembly